Phacochoerus africanus (Common warthog) is the source of this 536-nucleotide messenger RNA. It is a transcript of the gene CTXND2, whose product is annotated as cortexin domain containing 2. The transcript has a single exon. NCBI's taxonomy places the organism in Eukaryota, Metazoa, Chordata, Mammalia, Artiodactyla, Suidae. The record is from RefSeq and is a predicted model, not a curated record. The coding region runs from base 68 to 235 and encodes 55 amino acids.
UGACAAAUCCGAAGGUAUACCUGAGGAAGUAACUACAGUGGACGAGGGUAAAGAGGUGUAUGUUCUCAUGGAUGAUUCAAGCCUCUCCAGCAGUGUGGAUGUUGACAAAGGCUUUGCCAUUGCCUUUGUUGUUGUUCUGUUCCUGUUCCUUACGGUGAUGAUUUUUCGGUGUGCCAAGUUGGUGAAGAAUCCCUAUGAGGCAAGCUCCACAACCACAGAACCAUCUCUUAGCUGAACUAUGAAAAAACCUAGUAGACUUUCCUCCACAGGGGAUUUGAAAGCUUUUAUACAGACAUUUAUGAAGCAGACUUAUAUUAUUUUACCUCCCUAUUUCUCAGCCUUAUCAUUCUUGCAUUCCACAAUAAGCCCAUGAGGGUGAAUGGUGAAUACUAAGAGGGAUGAAACACAAGCUAGUCUGUAUUGUUCCUAUUCAGAGAAGUAGUUACCAAAGUGGGACAGAGAUAGGUUGAACUUAUUGAUUAAGAUAAGGUCAUGGGAGUUCCCACUGUGGUGCAGCGGAAACGAAUCUGACUAGU